Molecule: messenger RNA, 3096 nt
Organism: Leishmania mexicana MHOM/GT/2001/U1103
Lineage: Eukaryota; Euglenozoa; Kinetoplastea; Trypanosomatida; Trypanosomatidae
Exons: 1
Coding region: 1-3096 (1031 amino acids)
Source: RefSeq, a predicted model, not a curated record
AUGCGGCCUUCACCGGCGCAGCAGAGACUGCCGCGACUGCUACUCGUGGCUGUGGGUACGGCGACGGUGGCGAUGGCUGCGGGCGAGGCAGCGGACGUCGUCAGCCAUGAUUUUUGGUGGUGGCUCGCCCUCGGUUUUUCCGGCUUCUUGAUCGUGCUGCUCAUGUUCACGCUGCUCUUCUCCUGGAGCCGCUCUCUCGAUGCGGCUGCCUCGGUGCCAGCAUCGUCGCGCCACAGCAGGCGCCACCAGCUGGAGAGGCAGGACGACGUGCGCUCCUUCCAUGGCGUGACCUCCGUCUCGCCAGCCAAGGCCGCGAUGCGUCACGCCAGCACCGGCAUGGAUGGCACAAAACGCGGCUCUGGUGAGGCUUCGGUCAGCUCGCUGCAGUACGCGGAUCAUACGAACCGUUGCGAGAACGUCGAGGUGAUGGCGGCUGCCUUCGAAGGUGGUGCCACGCCACUCUCGCACUAUGCUGAGCCCCCACCACCGCGGGCGCCGGUGACGACGACCGUGCUCUUGGCAGGGCACAGGCCACAAAGGGUAACGCCGGCGUCGUCACGGCGAUCACCCGGUAUUCAUUUUUGCACUGCGGCUACCGUGGCUCCGCGUGCUGCGUUGGAUGCUCCGUCUCCCGCCGCGAGCUUACCCAAGCAGCUUCCGUCCUCUCCGCGGGCACAGCAGCAUCGUCGACGAGACAACCUGGGAGAAGUGACGUCCGAGGCGGACGCGGACGUCGCUGCCAGCUCAUCAGAAAACCCGCUGGCGAUCGCUGGCCUUCACAGAGCAGGGCCGAAGCUGCUAGCGGAUCUGGUAGGCGGCUCCGCACUACACGCCACUUCAGGAGCAGCGGCAGUUGGCGGGAGGGGCGGUGGCGACACCCCUCGUGACCUCCCUUUGGACGAGCUAACAUUCUCUGGUGCGCCUGUGCUUGCGUGGCAUGGUGAGCCCGCACCGCAACCCACGCCCCCUGUACGGUUGCAGCGAGCGUCUUCGCAGCCGCAGCGGAGCAGCUCGUCUGAUGCGGUGAAGCAGUACUACUUCGGCUUCAAGCGCUCGCAGGGUGCUGCCGGGGCGGCAGCACCCUCGGAGCUCAUGCUGCGACGCGCGUCGCACGAGGCCGCACACGCACCGCCGCGACGCCGCUUCUCGCAAGCACGGCGGCGUCCUGUCGAGGUUCAGUCAGAGUUACCACCGGGCCCAAGCUCUGAGGCGCCGCUCACGAGCGCACCCACCACGACCGCGACUGCGGCAGCACUGGCUUCUUCGACUCCGCACGACGGCGCCGUGUUCAAACCACUGACGCUGACGCUGCCGACGAUGCGCCCGUUUGCCGCGCGCGAGAGCGCCGACGCCCCCUCACUGACGGAGCUGGAGCCGUCUCCGCAGAGACUUCGCCCGGAGCUGUUUCACGUGAGCGGCGAGGGCGGCGGCCCUGCAGCAGUGAAGGCAGGUGCGUGCGGCGCGCAGCUCAACAGGCGCCCUGUCGCACAGCUGCAUUCGAUAGAGGAGAAACCCACUCGGCAGCUGCUCAUUCUUCAUGCUGCGCCUGCGUCGACUAACUCGAAGCCACGUCGGCACUGGCACGACCGCCCGUUGUCGUCGCAGCCGCCAGUGCGCUCACGCAGCGGUGCUUCGCAGUCGUCUGCAGCUCAGCGGACAGCAUCGGCGGGCAGCACGACAGUGACGAAGGGCGUGCCGCAGCUGUUUUUUGGCAAGCGUGGCGCAUCGCCGGUGCGGCCGCCGGCGGUAGCAGCAUCUUCCCAGCCCACUACGGCCAUGGCGAAGGGAACUCGGAGCGGCAGUGGCGGCACAGCCGCGCGUAGGCCACCCAUCGCAAAGUUUCUGUCGGUAGACCAUCUCACCCAGGCCCUCGCACCUGCUCUGGUGUCGCCAUCGGCUUUCUCAUCUAUGAGCCCGCGGGCAGCGGCAGCAGCAGCAGCAGCAGCAGCCUCGAUCGCGCGGGGCUCGUCUACACCAGCAAAGCCUACCGCUACCGGCGGCGCAUCCAUCAGCCCGUCGCGUUGGGCGGUCGCCCCACACAGCGGCUCCUUCAGCUCCUCGAUGAACGGCCGCUCGCCGCUCCGCAACAGCCUGCGACGCAAGCGGAGCUCUAGCCUGGUGACGUUCCUCGACAAGGAUGGUGCCAGUGUCGGCAGCGAGCCUCGUGGGGUCCACGCGCCACCGCCGCUCGCGCAGCAUCUGCAGCUGUCACAGUCGUGCGAGCUGUCUGCUGGGUCGCCAUCCUCAUUCUAUGCGUCUCCCUCUGCAGGCGGCAGUAGUGGAACAGCUUGGCUGGAGCGUCUUUCCGACCCUGCAGCGGCUACAGCCGCCACGAGCGCUCAUGUUGUUCCAGUCCUGCCGAAUGCCGGCGUGACCGUCGCACAGGGGCAUCAGAGCCUCACGCUGCCGAGCGCCGCCGCGGCGGGAGAGCGACACCGGGAGCAGAGCCCCGCUACUCGUGAGCCGAGCGCGGCUUCAACCGCGACACCGCCGGAGCUGCUUACCGACGUGGCAGCGCGCCGCACCCCGGCGGCGUUGGGACCACCAGCGUUUCUCAGCACCCGUCAGGGGGGCGGUGGCACAACAGCGGCUGCUGCUCUGGCACCAGGCCCAGCUGCAGAAAGCGAUGGUAUUGUCACCCAAGAGCGCUGCGACGGCGAUAAUGACGACUCUGUGAGCAGCGGGGCAAGCACCGUUGCCGCUGGCAUGUUACCAGAUGCUCCACGCGGCCGGCGAGGCACGUCCACCAUGGGGCCGCCUGCUCCAACGGUCGCCUCGCAGCAGCAGCAGCUGGAUUUGAGUGCGUCAGCCUACUCCGACGCACGUCAGCGGCUUUCCAGCGCCUCCGAAAUCGAGGUACUGCGCAUCACGCACCCGACCGGUGUGGUACAGGUGUCACCUGCACCGCUCUCUGCCCUGGCGCGGCAUCCUCGACACUAUGACCUGACGCACACCGCCUCGCACCACCCGUCCACAGCAUCAGGCCGCCGCCUCCUUGCUGCCCACAGCAACGCAGCGUUGCCGGCUCGCUCCCACUUCUCCGGCGCACAACUCGCACAGGCGUCGGCGACCCGCAGCAGCGGCAGCAUGCACUAG